CGUUCAAGUAGAUUAAUUGUCUGUAGCCAGACCGAUUUUGCAGGAUGUCAAUGAAAACUCUCCCCCUGGUUUUUAUUAACCUUGGUGGGGAGAUGCUUUACAUACUGGACCAGCGCCUGAACGCUCACAGAGCUUCUGAGGACAAGUCUGAGAAAGCUGCGGGAGUGUGGUCUGAAAAUGACAGAAAAAGAGUGAUGAACGACAUCGUCGGGACCAUGUUCAGUCAAGCCUUCAUGGAUGAAAUUCUUAAACCUCAGCUGCUGUAUUCACACAGGACGAUGAAAGUCGUCCUGACUCGCUUGGCGCACGUCUCGAUCAUGAAGUUGAACCCGAUCAGCAUGGAGAAGCUCUACGAGCUGAUGCUCAUGGCCUUCAAGUAUCAAGUCUUCCUCUGUCCACGCCCGAAGGACUUGCUGCUUAUUUCGUACAAUCACAUCGACACCAUCAGGGGAUUUGUGAAAGACACCCCGGCAGUUCUCAACAAAGUGGACGAGACUCACAGAAAGCUCAUCGAGAUCUACUCGUCUAUGACUGCGGGUGAAUUCCAGCUUCUCCGUCAAACUCUGCUCACGUUCUUACAAGACACACACAUCCGCGUAUCCAUUUUCCUCAAAAACAAAAUCCAGAAUCCCAAUGGGCGUUUCGCCCUGUCAACCUCGGGCCCAGUACCUCACGGAAUGGACAUUCCGGGGGUCAUUAGGAUAUUUAACAGGAAGGGACGAGAAAUGCGACAGAGGAGAUUCGCAUCGGGGGGGAGUUACAGCCACCCGACGAAAGAUGCAUCAUUUGGCCUGCAUGGGGACCGAGUCAUCAAAUUGGGCGUGAACAUGUACAGCGUAACUCUCGGAGGGGAAUCAUCCAAAGUUCCCUCAGUGAAGAUGGAUGCCUCUCCCAACCCAUUGGCGAAAGAAGAACUCAAUUUGCUGGCUUGUCUGAUGGGCACCGUUGAGAUUGAGAACGCGUCCUUUUGUGAAACUGGCUUUCAGAUCAACCUGCUUGCCUCAGCCCAAGAAGAGGAGGAAGGGGGAGCUUCAGGUGGAGCCAACGAGUCCGUGAUAAAUAUACAAGCCCUGAUGGAUGAACAUUCCACUACUCAGCUGGCUCAAAUCGCCAAACUUUUUGUUGAAGAAGAGGAGACAUCAAAUAAUGUGAAUAACAAUAAGGGAGAUGACCUGCUGGCUAUGAUGGAUGACCUUGGACCCUUGUAACAUGUUAAUUGUGGCAUCAAACCACACUUCACUAGAGUGUAUCCCAGCUAAACACAUUACUUAAAUUAUUGAAAUAAAGUUCGAAUUUAUUGCAGUCCACACUAUUCUUUUUAAAGAAUAAAAUAUUGAUUGUGGAUUAUUGUUUUGUUUUUUAUUACUUCCUUUGGAAAAUUCAUAA
Hippocampus zosterae (dwarf seahorse) is the source of this 1386-nucleotide messenger RNA. It is a transcript of the gene oscp1a, whose product is annotated as organic solute carrier partner 1a. Bases 45 to 1208 code for a protein of 387 amino acids. The record is from RefSeq and is a predicted model, not a curated record. Gene Ontology annotation, biological process: transport. The transcript has 11 exons. Gene Ontology annotation, cellular component: plasma membrane; cytoplasm. NCBI's taxonomy places the organism in Eukaryota, Metazoa, Chordata, Actinopteri, Syngnathiformes, Syngnathidae.